Messenger RNA from Mycotypha africana, 1641 nucleotides. RefSeq names its product carboxyl transferase. Gene Ontology annotation, molecular function: ligase activity. Lineage: Eukaryota; Fungi; Mucoromycota; Mucoromycetes; Mucorales; Mycotyphaceae. The record is from RefSeq and is a predicted model, not a curated record. The transcript is spliced from 10 exons. Bases 1 to 1641 code for a protein of 546 amino acids.
AUGUCAACUUUGACUUCAAGAGACCACUUAGUAGAGCGUCUUCCUACAGCCAUCAAUAAAGCCAGCUCUGAAUAUAAAAAUAAUAUGAAGGAAUGGCAGGGCUUACUGGAGGAAUUGAAUGAACGACUACAUGAAGCUACAAGUGAAGGGAAACCGAAAGCAAUUGCGCUCCACAGGAAGCGUGGUCGACUAUCUGCUCGUGAACGAAUUGAGCUAUUGUUAGACGAAGAUUCACCUUUUCUUGAAUUAUGCGCAAUGGCUGGCUACGGUCAAGAAGAUAUGACACUUGGUGGUUCAUUAGUAUGCGGUAUCGGGCUUGUCAGUGGAGUCCUUUGUAUUAUUUCUGCUACAGUUGCAACUUUGGCUGGAGGAGCUAUGAAUGAAGCGUCUAUCUUCAAGGGUGGUCGAAUUCAUCAGAUAGCCGUCCAGAACAGGCUACCAACUAUCUCGUUCACUCAAUCUGCUGGCGCGAACUUGCAACAGCAAUUUCGUGUAUUCCAUCGGGGCGGUGCAGCCUUUCGUAACCAAGCGUUACAAUCAAAGGCAAAUAUUCCAUCAUGUUGUGUUGUUUUUGGAAGUUCAACAGCAGGUGGUGCUUACACUCCUGGUAUGAGCGAUUAUGUUAUUAUGGUGAAAAAACAAGCUCAAGUUUUUCUUGGAGGUCCCCCAUUAGUUCAAAUGGCCACUGGUGAAGUUACUGAUGCGGAAAGUCUAGGAGGUGCUGAAAUGCAUUCUCGUAUCUCAGGUGUCAGUGAUCAACUGGCCAAUGAUGAAUAUGACGGUAUCAAAAAAGCUCGUGAUUGGGUAGCUAAUUUGAAUUGGCAGCAAAAAGGCAGUUUACCACUUCGACAUCUUAAAGGUGAAUACGAAGAACCAUAUUACUCUGCAGAGGAACUACUUGGUGUUGUUUCUACAAACAUUCGUAUUCCAUUUGAUGCUACUGAGGUGAUCAUUCGUCUCGUCGAUGGAUCAAGAUUUACCGCUUUUAAACCAAAUUAUGGCGGAAAUUUGGUUUGCGGUUGGGCCUUUAUUCAAGGGAUUCCCGUUGGCAUACUAGCUAAUAACAAUGUGAUCUUCACUCAAGAAGCAAAUAAGGCUACUCAGUUCAUUCAGCUUUGCAAUAUGAAGAACACACCUUUGGUCUACCUUCAGAAUAUCACUGGGUUCAUGGUGGGCAAAAGAUAUGAAGAAGAAGGAAUCAUUAAAGCUGGCUCUCGCUUCAUUAAUGCUGUCAGCAACUCUACGGUUCCGGCCAUUACAAUUAUGAUGGGUGCCAGUUAUGGCGCAGGAAAUUAUGCUAUGUGCGGUCGUGCAUAUGAGCCUCGGUUUUUGUUUUCCUGGCCAAACUCACGAUGCUCAGUUAUGGGUGCUGAGCAAUUAACAGGUGUGCUUGAUCUAGUAAUGCGUCAGGGAGCAGCAAGAGCUGGCAUUAAGAUUGACGAAGAAAUGGCAGAACAGAAAAAAGCUUUAUUCCAGGCAUCCGUUGAAAUGGAGUCGGAUGUUUACUACACUUCUUCACGCCUUUUGGACGACGGUAUAAUUGAUCCUCGAGACACUCGAACAGUUAUAGGAUUUUGUUUAGCGGCAAUUUAUUGCGGUGAAGUUAAAGGCGGUAACCUUUAUGGCGUCAGUCGAAUGUAG